Molecule: messenger RNA, 2008 nt
Organism: Labeo rohita (rohu)
Lineage: Eukaryota; Metazoa; Chordata; Actinopteri; Cypriniformes; Cyprinidae
Gene: ivd
Product: isovaleryl-CoA dehydrogenase
Exons: 13
Coding region: 16-1398 (460 amino acids)
Biological process (GO): L-leucine catabolic process
Cellular component (GO): mitochondrion
Molecular function (GO): 3-methylbutanoyl-CoA dehydrogenase activity; flavin adenine dinucleotide binding
Source: RefSeq, a predicted model, not a curated record
GCAUUUCCUUAUUCAAUGCAGAAUUCGAGCACACUGCUGUUUAUUGUGCGCUCGCGUAGCUGUCGAGGUAAACCUUCACUCUGUCCAUCUGAACCUAAAGAGGGGGCUUAUAAAUGUAGUCAAAGUAAAGUCACUGCAGUUUCCAAAAUGUUGGCUGUCAGAAGAGCACUGCGCGUUUGUCAGCGAGUGGCAUAUGUCAGUGUUUCGCGUCGUGGAUGCGCUGGAGCUGUUCCAGUGGACGACGUCGUGAACGGUCUUACCGAGGAGCAGAUCCAGCUCAGACAGACAGUCCAGAGAUUCUGCCAGGAGAAACUCACUCCCUAUGCUAAUGAGAUUGACAAGAAAAACGAGUUCCCCCGCAUGAGGGAGUUUUGGAAGGAGAUGGGUGAGCUUGGACUGCUUGGAGUUACUGCCCCAGUGGAGUACGGUGGAACGGGAUUGGGCUACCUUGAUCAUGUGAUUGUUAUGGAGGAGAUCUCCCGUGCGUCAGGAGCUAUUGCUCUCAGCUAUGGCGCGCACUCCAACUUGUGUGUAAAUCAGUUGGUGCGACAUGCUAAUCAGAAACAGAAAGAAAAGUACAUGCCAAAGUUGAUUACAGGGGAACAUGUGGGUGCCUUGGCCAUGAGUGAGCCCAACUCUGGCUCUGAUGCGGUGUCCAUGAAACUGACAGCGAAAAAACAAGGGGAUCAUUACGUGUUAAACGGUAAUAAGUUCUGGAUUACGAACGGACCAGACGCAGAUGUUUUGAUUGUGUAUGCUAAAACAGACCCAGAGGCAGCAGCCCGUGGCAUCACUGCUUUCAUCGUAGAGAAGGGCAUGCCAGGAUUUAGCACAGCGCAGAAGCUGGAUAAACUGGGAAUGAGAGGAUCUAACACCUGUGAACUCAUCUUUGAAGACUGCAAGGUCCCUGAGGAAAACAUAUUGGGCCCGUUAAAUAAAGGCGUGUAUGUUUUGAUGAGUGGCCUGGACCUAGAGAGACUCGUCCUGUCUGCUGGACCUGUUGGCAUCAUGCAAGCUGUGCUUGACCAUGCGAUUCCUUACUUACAUGUUCGUGAAGCCUUUGGACAGAAAAUCGGCACCUUCCAGCUAAUGCAAGGAAAAAUGGCUGAUAUGUACACACGGCUUAGUUCAUGCCGACAGUAUUUAUACAACGUUGCCCGUGCUUGUGAUAAAGGCCAUUUCAGUGCUAAGGACUGUGCUGGGGUAAUCCUUUAUUGUGCUGAGAAUGCGACUCAAGUUGCCUUGGAUGGAAUUCAAUGCUUGGGUGGAAACGGUUACAUUAAUGACUACCCAAUGGGCCGCUUCUUAAGAGACGCUAAACUUUAUGAGAUUGGAGCUGGAACCAGUGAGGUUAGAAGGAUGGUCAUUGGCAGAGCCUUCAAUGCCAUGUUCAAAUAAAAACAGCUCUUACCGAAUGAGCAUCUGUGUCUGAGUAUCACGUCUGGCAUCCUGAUUUUAACACCUUUAUCAAUGUGAAGUGUAAUUGCUAAUCAGUUUCAAGAACAGUAAUGCAAAACUCUAUCUCCUGGUGUUUUCUUUGGAUGUCAAAAGCUGUUUAUAUGAUGUUCUGUAAUAAUACAUACAUGGCAUCUAGCAUACAAAAACUAAUGCAGUAAUCAUUUUAAGAGGACAGACUGAAUUCAAAAAUUCAAAAUGCAAAUUCCCUGAAUUAAAAUACUUAUGAUGAUGGAAACAGCCAGAGCAAUUAAUUUCUUCCAUGAGCCUUUGUUAUGUGACAUGGCACAUGAUACCUGUACAGCAUUUCCAUUUGAUGUGAACAAAAAGGUUUCUUUAUAGAGGAUAUUUAUUCAGACAUUCUUUUCCUCUUUCAUUUCUUUUUAUUUUAAGAUUGUUCAAUCUUAUGAUUCAAAAGAAGUAGCACAUUUUUGAAAUAAGCUGUUGUAUUGACCCAUCGUGUCUUUGGGUUUUCAGAAUCCUGCCUUUCUGAAUAAUCACUUCAUGUUUUUGAAGUAAAUAAUUGUUUAGAAUAAAUGUAUUCUACCUUUCA